UGUAUAAAUGGUUUGCCCGAUUUGAUCGAUUUGCCGGCAUUUUGUUGCAAGUGUCAGUAAUUUAAAGAAACUCGUUUAGCCAGUCUAUCAUCAGCACUUAACCGAAGUAAAUUCUAUUUCUACGAAAAUGUCGAAGCCUAGAGUAUUUAUGGAUAUUACUGCCAAUGGAAGAGCACUCGGCCGUAUAAUUAUUGAGCUUCGAGCUGAUGUUGUUCCAAAAACAGCUGAAAAUUUCCGUGCUUUGUGCACUGGAGAAAAGGGAUUCGGGUACAAGAAUAGUACAUUCCAUCGCGUCAUCACCGAUUUCAUGUGUCAAGGAGGCGAUUUCACGAGAGGAGAUGGUACAGGUGGCAAAUCGAUCUACGGAAACGAAUUCGAAGAUGAAAAUUUCGUGUUGAAGCAUACCGGACCAGGAGUUUUGUCCAUGGCUAACGCCGGUCCCGGAACAAACGGAAGUCAAUUUUUCCUCACCACUGUUAAGACGUCUUGGCUCGAUGGCAAGCAUGUAGUAUUUGGCACAGUGGUCGAAGGAAUGGAUGUUGUUAAGAAGGUUGAAUCGUAUGGCAGCGAAGAUGGUGAUACCUCGGCGAAGAUCGUUAUUGCAAAUUGUGGACAGAUUUAAGGAAUUAGAAAGUAGAUUUUACUGCACGCAUCUCGUGUAGAUUUCGGAAUUCCGUGAAAUAAAAGUUUCUUUUUCAUAAAAAAAAA
This is a messenger RNA of Bradysia coprophila, 708 nucleotides long. Its product is annotated as peptidyl-prolyl cis-trans isomerase-like. The record is from RefSeq and is a predicted model, not a curated record. Lineage: Eukaryota; Metazoa; Arthropoda; Insecta; Diptera; Sciaridae. Gene Ontology annotation, biological process: protein peptidyl-prolyl isomerization; protein folding. Gene Ontology annotation, cellular component: cytoplasm. Gene Ontology annotation, molecular function: cyclosporin A binding; peptidyl-prolyl cis-trans isomerase activity.